UCUGCUGCUACGCUCGUUUUCGCAGCUCUUGCUGCUGCUGCCCCAGCACCGGUCUCUGACAUUGAGAAGCGUCAAGCUGUCAACGACGGUGUCAUCCUCAACUACGCUCUCACCCUUGAGCACCUCGAGAAUGCCUUCUACAAGCAGGGUCUUGCUCAGAUUUCUGCCGAGGACUUCUACAAGGCCACCGGCGACAAGAUGUUCUACAACAACCUGAAAGAGAUCUCCAAGGACGAGCAGACUCACGUCACUUUCCUCUCUGGCGCUCUCACGGCUGCCGGUGUCACGCCAACUCAGCCAUGCACAUACAGCUUCGGCUUCAAGGAUGCAUCGACCUUCCUUGCCAUUGCCAACGUCCUCGAGGGUGUCGGUGUCAGCGCCUACCUCGGUGCCGCCCGAUACAUCAUGAACAAGGACUACCUCACCGCAGCGGGCUCCAUCCUCACCGUCGAGGCCCGCCACUCUGCCUACCUCCGUGAGAACCAGAGCCCAGCUCAGUCUCCAUUCCCAGCAGCCUUCGACAUCCCACUCGACUUCGACGAGGUCUACUCCCUGGCCGCUCAAUUCAUCAAGAGCUGCCCAGCGAGCAACCCCAAGCUCCCAGUCGUUGCCUUCCCAGCCAUCACCGUCUCUCCAGCUGGCGUUGCCAAGCCAGGUGACAAGCUGUCCUUCACCGUCGCCAAGAGCGUCGAUGCUAAGGCCGCAUAUUUCAUCACUUCCAUGGGCCCAGUCUCCGCUCAGCUCUCCGGCUCCGGCAAGGACUACACCGUUGUCGUCCCAUCCGGCGCUCAGCCAGGUCAGGAAUACGUCGUCCUCACCAAGGACUCUAACAAGCCAACUGACGACAACAUCGUCGCUGGUCCAGCUGUUGUUCAGGUUGCU
This is a messenger RNA of Pseudocercospora fijiensis CIRAD86, 882 nucleotides long. RefSeq lists its product as uncharacterized. The record is from RefSeq and is a predicted model, not a curated record. NCBI's taxonomy places the organism in Eukaryota, Fungi, Ascomycota, Dothideomycetes, Mycosphaerellales, Mycosphaerellaceae. The transcript is spliced from 2 exons. The annotation marks the transcript as partial.